Molecule: messenger RNA, 396 nt
Organism: Antrostomus carolinensis (chuck-will's-widow)
Lineage: Eukaryota; Metazoa; Chordata; Aves; Caprimulgiformes; Caprimulgidae
Gene: ENDOG
Product: endonuclease G
Exons: 2
Biological process (GO): apoptotic DNA fragmentation
Cellular component (GO): nucleus; mitochondrial inner membrane
Molecular function (GO): RNA endonuclease activity; metal ion binding; nucleic acid binding
Source: RefSeq, a predicted model, not a curated record
GUUCCUCAUUUAAACCAGAAUGCCUGGAAUAACCUUGAGAAGUACAGCAGAAGCUUGGCAAGGAGCAACAAGAACGUCUACGUCUGCACAGGACCCCUUUACCUGCCCAGGAUGGAGGCCGAUGGGAAGAUGUACGUCAAGUACCAGGUGAUUGGGAAGAACAACGUGGCCGUCCCCACCCAUUUCUUCAAGGUGCUCAUCCUGGAAAAGGACAGCGGGGAGAUUGAGUUGCGCUCGUACGUGAUGCCAAACAGCCCCGUGGAUGAGAAAAUCCCCCUGGAACGGUUCCUGGUUCCCAUUGAGAGCAUUGAGCGAGCCUCAGGGCUCCUCUUUGUCCCCAACAUCUUGAAGAAAACAAGUAACUUGAAAGCCAUCACAGCUGGAAACAAGCGUUGA